Messenger RNA from Triticum urartu, 1082 nucleotides. Its product is annotated as putative glutathione S-transferase. NCBI's taxonomy places the organism in Eukaryota, Viridiplantae, Streptophyta, Magnoliopsida, Poales, Poaceae. Gene Ontology annotation, cellular component: cytoplasm. Gene Ontology annotation, biological process: glutathione metabolic process. Gene Ontology annotation, molecular function: glutathione transferase activity. The record is from RefSeq and is a predicted model, not a curated record.
UGCCAGCCAAUAAUGGUGGAACCAGUGAAGCUCAUCGGAGGCUUUGGCAGCCCGUUCGUCCACCGUGCCGAGGUCGCCUUGCGUCUCAAAGGAGUGCCCUACGAGCUCCUCCUAGAGGACAUGACCAACAAGAGCGACCUGUUGCUGAAGCACAAUCCCGUCCACAAGAAGGUCCUCGUGCUUCUCCAUGGGGACAAGGCUGUCUGCGAGUCUCUCCUCAUAGUCGAGUACGUCGACGAGGCCUUUGCUGGGCCACCCAUCCUGCCGACUGACCCUCAUGAAAGGUCCGAGGCCCGCUUUUGGUCCAAAUUCUUUGUGGAAAAGUGCUUGAUGUCGUUGUGGCUAGCGCUGUGGACGGAGGGUGAGGAGCAGAAGGUCUUUGUUAUGGACGCAAAAGAGAACCUCGCGGUAGUGGAGGCGCAGCUCAACAAGAAGAGGUUCUUCGGAGGUGCCACAAUUGGCCUCGCCGACAUCGCGGGUGCCAGCCUACUGUCUCGCUGGGCAAGGGUGAUGCAAGAGGUCGCUGGGGUGAGCGUGAUGACUGGCGAUGAGUAUCCUGCUAUCCACCGGUGGAUCAAGGACUACAACGCUGAUGAAGCUGUCAAGGAAUGCUUACCGGACAAAAACCAUCUCAUCUCCUACUUCACCACGAUCAGGGGAAAGUGCGUCUCCGCGGCCAAGUCCAUGCUACCCAAUUAUCUAGCCAAGAAGUAGUCUAAUCUGUGGGUGCCGCACAAAACACACAUCUUUUGGCGCACAAGGGUGUCAACAGGGAUAUCAAGCAAAGCGAAUCAGAUAUCGUUAGUAUUGAUGAAGGCAGAGAUCAUUUUUUGUUCAAGAUGUUUGAGUCUGAAGAUGAUUGUGUCAAUGUAGAUUUAACCAAAACAGAAGCAUAAGACAACUUCUUGUUUGAUGGUAUAAAAAGAUCAGACCAUUUUUCUAUUUUUUUUGGUUUUUACAUUUUUCUCUUUUUUCUCCUGUAACAAACACAACAACAUUCUUUUUUUGUGACGGAAAAACACAACAACAUUCAAUUACCUUAUUCAUUUUUCUUAUACAAUUCUAAGAGUAUUGAGAGCAAA